GCACAAGAACGCCAUAAGUCGUGUGAAACUGAGGGCCAGUCCUCCAAAGUACUCCGUCCAUAUGGCCAGAUACCUUCACGGUAUCAAGACAAUGAGUUCAUUCAUCGCGGUUACCGCCCGGAAACCAACCCGACACAUGCCUGCUUCUCUAGCUGGCUCCACCUACACAACGAGACAGUCAACAUCUACUCUCAUCUUAUACCAAGUCUAUCAUCCCUCAUUGCUGGAAGCCUGCUGUACAAAGUUCUGAAAGCAGAUUAUCCAGACGCGACUAUCGAGGACCAUCUGCGGUCACGUGUAUGUGAUUCUCAGCUUUCCUCCAUACAUUUUCAAAUCAUUCGUUCCACGUGUAUUUGGCUUCAGCUUGACUUUGUUAGGAUCAUUGUUUUGACACUAGGUGACUUUAUCUCCGGAAUAGACAUGACCUUCUAUUGUGAGCCAACUUUGAAACAUAAAUAUUGGACGAUGGUAAGUCCUCCGACUCUCAAUUUACUUGCCGUUAUGGUAUUAUUGAGUCCACAGACCCAGGCUCCUCAGUGGCGGACCCUCCGCGUUGCUACUUUCGUUGGUACCGGUUUGUCGGGGAUUGUCCCCAUAGCCCAUGGAAUCAAAACCUUUGGACUUGACCAAAUGACAAAGCAAUCUGGAAUGCUUUACUACAUAUUUGAGGGACUCUUGCUUUUGCUAGGUGCCUUUUUCUACAUGGUCGGUCUCGAACCAUUUUCCGAGGAACAGUUCCUGACAGGCCUAGACGCGAAUACCAGAAUCUCUCGCACCGGGACGAUUUGA
Messenger RNA from Penicillium argentinense, 789 nucleotides. RefSeq names its product hemolysin-III channel protein Izh2. Gene Ontology annotation, cellular component: membrane. The record is from RefSeq and is a predicted model, not a curated record. The transcript is spliced from 2 exons. Lineage: Eukaryota; Fungi; Ascomycota; Eurotiomycetes; Eurotiales; Aspergillaceae. Gene Ontology annotation, molecular function: signaling receptor activity. The annotation marks the transcript as partial.